This is a messenger RNA of Echinostoma caproni, 837 nucleotides long. Lineage: Eukaryota; Metazoa; Platyhelminthes; Trematoda; Plagiorchiida; Echinostomatidae. The record is from the annotation of a GenBank genome assembly.
ACAAUUGAGUAUUUGCAGCCUUCUCACGACAAAUUAGACCGUUUUCGAAGAUCCUCGCAUUCUCGGAGGGCUUCUCAUGCUGGGAGUUGGUAUACUCAUGAUUCUAGGCGAUUGGAUGCUCAGCUUUGCGAAUGGCUUUCUCAAGCAUCCGGGACUAGAAGACCUUCAAGAGCGAUCAUUACACCGCAUGCUGGAUAUGACUACUCAGGUCCUGUGGCUGCCUACGCUUUUAAUCAGAUCGUUCCAGAUAAUAUCAAACGAAUUUUUAUCCUUGGGCCUUCGCAUUACUUGCAUUUAAUGGGGAGAUGUUCGCUUGCCACAGUUGCUCAAUACAAAACUCCAUUUUACGAUUUGGCCACAGUUUAUACAGAGUUAAGAAGAACCGGUGAAUUCGACCAACUUUCUGUCGAUCGUGAUGAGGAAGAACAUUCCAUAGAAAUGCAGCUGCCUUACAUCGCCAAGGUGAUGGAAUCUAAACGUGGUUCGUUCACCAUUGUCCCGGUACUGGUCGGUUUACUCAACCUCGAGCGAGAGGCUGUUUAUGGCAGGAUAUUUGCUCCUUAUCUGAAUGAUCCGGACAAUGUGUUUGUCAUCUCAUCAGAUUUCUGCCAUUGGGGUAAGUUCCCGUUUAAUAAAUCACUUACAGGUAUGCAGUUGAUUGAAAAUCUGGAUGCCAAUGCGUUCAAUGCCUACUUGAAACAGUUCGGGAACACAAUUUGUGGCCAACAUCCAAUCGGAAUUCUGCUACAGAUGAUUAAUUGCCUACGUCAAACCCUUAACAAUAGCAAGAGUGUAUUCAAUCAAUCCGCCGUUCUUUUCAGCCGUCCAAACUCCUAG